This is a messenger RNA of Triplophysa rosa, 1636 nucleotides long. It is a transcript of the gene retsatl, whose product is annotated as retinol saturase (all-trans-retinol 13,14-reductase) like. The record is from RefSeq and is a predicted model, not a curated record. Lineage: Eukaryota; Metazoa; Chordata; Actinopteri; Cypriniformes; Nemacheilidae. The transcript is spliced from 9 exons.
AUGAGUUGGUUCCUGCUCUUCUCCGAAUGGUUCGUGGACUAUGCUCGUGGCACAUACUGGUACCUGUUUGGCAGGAGAAGUGGACUGUGCAGUGGAUCCAUUAGUUCUCCGGGACCACUAGAUUUAGACCAAAAGAAAAAGAAUAUGUGCUAACAACUAACACUCCAUCUUGUGUUACCUUCAGAAUUUGACGAGUUUGAAGUGCCCAAAAAUCUGGAUGUGAUCGUGAUCGGCAGUGGUGUCGGUGGCCUGACGGCUGCCGCAACUUUAGCCAAACUAGGAAAGAAAGUUCUGGUGUUGGAGCAAGAUGAGCAGGCUGGAGGUCUGUGUAAGACAUUCAGUGUGAAGGGCUUCGAGUUUGACUCUGGCUUCAAUUAUGUUGGGCAACUUCACGAGAACGGAUUCUUGAAGGUGGCAUUGGAUCUGAUCACUGACGGCCAGGUGCAUUUCGCUGAGCAGGACGCUGAUGUGGACACUGUAGUUAUUGGAAAAGGAAAAGAGAGAAAAGAAUACACAAUUUACAGCGGCAAGAGACAGAUGGAAGAUGAUGAAAAAGAAAACGCAUACGGAGUGACCGUAAAGACAGACGGAGAAGUUGAAAUUAAGGCUCCAGUGAUUGUUUCAAAUGCUGGAAUGUUCAACACCUUCAGGAAACUUCUGCCUCCAGAGGUCCAGGCUCAUCCUGGCAUUCAGAAUUAUGUUCAUACUCUGAAACCAGGCAAAGCAUUUUUCCAGGUGUUUGCAGGUUUUAAUGGCACUGAGGAAGAUUUGGGCAUCUCAUCCACCAACAUGCGACUCUUUAAGACAAACAACAUGGAUGAAGUGUUGGAAGAGUACUUUGAUUUAGACAAGGAGGAUGCACCUGAUAAUAUUCCCAUGAUGUACAUGUCCUUCCCUUCUGCUAGAGAUCCCACCUCAUGCACUCGCUUCCCAGGACAGUCACGUAUGGUGAUUCAUACAAUGGUCAAUCCAAAGUGGUUUGGAAAAUGGAACAACAUGGCUGAGAUGGACAGAGGAGAAGAAUAUGAAAAGUACAAGAUGAGAUUUGCCAACCAUCUCUUUGACUGGGCUUGUGUUCACUUCCCCAAGCUGAGAGAGAAGUUGCUGCUGAUGAUGCAUGCAGUCAGUCCCAUCAACAUGCAUGGACUUGGUGCCACAAAUGGAUCCAUGCUGUCUGCAGAGCACAGUCUGGAGAGAUACCAGCUGCUGAACAUCGCCAAGAUCAGAUGCAACACACCGAUCAAGAACCCCUACCUGUCAGGACAAGAUAUUUUCUCCGCUGGUUUGCAAGGUGGUCUUCUCUGCGCUUCAUCGGUUCUGGAUCACUGCCUGUACAUUGACCUUCUGCUCCAGCAAAAAAAGCUAAAAAACAGGGCAGCCAAGAAACUACAGUGAGGCUAGGUUGACCAACCUUUGUUCCACAUGUCAAUCAACGUGUCCCAUUCAGUCCAUGUGAUAAUACUGUAGAAAUGAGUAUUACAAAUGUAAGCAGUAGUUUUACAGUAAGUUUAGAUUUCUACAAUUUUACGACUGUUCGGAAGAUUUAAUUUAAGUUUUGAUGCCAUUUUAUAUGCGUUUUUGUACACUUCAUAUUCCCUGUUAUAUCUGCCAUACCAACUACCAAUAAAACUGUGAA